Messenger RNA from Paramecium sonneborni, 1617 nucleotides. NCBI's taxonomy places the organism in Eukaryota, Ciliophora, Oligohymenophorea, Peniculida, Parameciidae. The record is from the annotation of a GenBank genome assembly.
AAUGGGGAUUUGCAAAUCCAAAAAACAAAGUCAUUCUCCUCCAUAAAACUAAAAAAAUUAGAUUAAAGUUACCAAACCUAUUGAUACUAUAAAAGAAACUAGUCCCAAUAAUAUUCCACCUGGUUCUCCAAAUUUACUUUCUUAAUAAGACUUCUAUUUGAGAAGUCAAGAACUGAUGACUCCAGAUAGAUAAAGCAAUAUGAAUAAAGGGAAAUUUUUCAGCAUAUAUACAUUAUUAGAAAGCUUUAAAAGUCCCAACGAAUAGAUUCGACAAGUUUGCACUGUAUAACAUAAUUAAACUGGAGUUACGAAAAUUGCAAUAAUAUAAAGCCAUCAUUAAAAAUAAAUGGAUUUAAAUAAGUUAUAAAGCAAAAUUCAAUUACUUAAAAAAUUAGUAAUAAACUAGUCUAUAAUAGGAUCAUCCAAAUAUAAUGUCAAUUUAUGAAUAUUUUGUUGAUUCUAAGCAAUUAUAUAUAGUUACCGAAAAUUAUAAUGGAGGAACACUUUUUUCAAGACUUAAAUCUGAUAAUAAAGACAAUUCAGUAAGCAAAAAUAUAUUAAUAUAAACAUACUUUUAAUAAAUUUUUGCAGGAUUAUAAUACUUACAUAGUAAAGAAAUAAUCCAUAAGUAAUUUUAUUUAUAUAUAUUAUUAGGUAUCUCAGAGCUUCAAACAUACUUUUUUAAAGUUAGCAAAAUUAAUUGAUUAAAUUAGUUGAUUAUAGUAAUACAAGAGUGAGAUAAAGAGAAGAUGAUUAACUUGAUCUUAAUUAUUUAGCACCUGAAGUAAUUUAAUAAUAAUAAUACUCUCCAGCAUCUGAUAUUUGGGCAUGUGGAGUAUUAUUAUAUGAAAUUUGGACAAGAUCUCGCCCAUUCUAAGGAGAUAAUAUUAAAGAGACAAAGGAAAAUAUCAUCAAAUGUAAAAUUACUAAAGACGAAUCUUGGAAUAAAAUUCCUCCUCUUGCAUAAAAAUUAAUUAAUUUAAUGCUGAAAAUUGAUCCAGGUAUAUCUUUUUAAUAUUUUUAUUAGACAAACGAAUUACUGCAACUUAGUGCUUAUAACAUGAGUAUUUAAAAAAUAUUGCUAAUUAUACUGAUAAAUCUUUUAUUAAUGAUAUACUUUUAAGAAUCUAAUCUUAUUAGACAAAAUCGGAGUUUCAAAAAAUUUUAUUUUCUAUAAUGAUUAAUAAAUUUAUUGAUGAAAAAGAAAAAGAAAAAUUAAUGAUUGCUUUUGAAGCUAUUGAUGAUAAUAAAGAUGGUAAGAUUACAAAAAGUGAACUUAAAACAUUCUUAGCUUCAGAAAAAUAAAAACCAUUUGCGGAUAAAAUAUUUAAAAUUUUAGAUUCUAAUUAAAAUGGUUAUAUUGAAUUUAAUGAAUUUUUAUUAGCUUGUUGUAACACUGAAAAAUUAGCUAAUUAAGAAAACUUAGAAUUAUUUUUUAAAUUUAUUGAUAAAAAUUAAAGUAAAUAAAUAACAAUCAAAGAAUUAAAAUCUUUAUUCAUAGAUGCUAGAUUAACUGAUAAAGAAUGGGAAAUUAUAUUUAAUCAAGGAGAUUUAAAUUAAAAUGGAAAACUUUCUUUUGAAGAAUUUUCUCAACUUCUAUCUACUCAUCCAAAUUGA